AAAUGAAUUCGUCUGAUUUUCGUAUAUUAAGUCAAAGUGUUCAAAUAUCUCAAAUAAAUUUUGAAAAACAAUCAUUUCGUGUUUCAACAGAAAUUGCUUUUAUUCCUCUCAAAUCAAAUUUAUCUAAUAUAAUUCUCAACAUCGGCAGAGAUUGUAUUUUGCCAAAUGAAGCACGUUUUGAGGGAUUUGGAAAAGUGACAAUUGACGAUUUUGAUGCAAUUUAUACUCGAAAUAUUUUUAAUUUGAAUUUUUCAACUGAUCAAUCAAAUUAUUCUAUUCAAUCAUGCAAAAAAGCUUUUAUUGAAGCAAUAGAUUCUCAUCUGGGUGAUUUAAUAAUUAAAAUUCCUGAUCAGUGCAUUAAUUAUGUUCAAACUCACAAAGUUAUGAAACUCGCUAUGGAUUUGAUUGUUUCUAAACCUCGAAAUGGUAUCAAAUUUGUUUUUGAUAUUUCUAAUGAAAAUAAUAUUUCUCCUUCACAUUUAUUCACUUUUCGUUCCAAUUUAAUAUCUAGCACGAAAGAAUGGCUUCCUUGUUUUGAAAGUCCUUCUCAACUUUGUGUUUGGCGAUUUGAAUUUACAGUUCCUAAAAAUUUAACAGCAAUUUGUUGUGGUGAUUUAAUUGAUACAACUUCUGUUUUGGAUGACGAUUCUUUAAAAACUUUUCAUUAUCAAUUACUUGUUCCAACAGCUCCGGGAAAUAUUGGAUUUGCUAUUGGAGAUUUUCAAAUGUAUGUUCAACCAGAAAUGCCCGAGAUUAUUAGCUUUGUUCUUCCAUCUUUAAUGCCUUUACUUAGGCAUACAAUGACUUCAUUAAAUAGAAUAUUUGUUUUCUUUGAAGAAUUGCUUUCAUGUAGAUUUCCUUACAGCACUUAUUGGCAGGUUUUUGUUGAUCAGACCCCAGAUGAAUUAACAACAUAUUCUGGUCUUUCAAUAUUUUCCUUAAAUAUUUUAUACCACAAGAAGAUUUUGGAUACAGUUCAACACAUGAGACAAAUUUUGGCAAAAGCAGUGGCACAACAAUUUUUUGGAUGUUUUGUUACUUCAAAAGAUUUUUCAGAAAUUUGGUUAAUUGGGGCAAUUUCAAGUUUCAUGACUGGGAUCUUUGUUGAACGAUUUUUUGGGACUUGUGAAUUUCUUUUUCAAGUACAAAAAUUUUUAAAAGAUUCUUGCGAAUACGAGUCGCGUUUUGGUCCAAUAACACUUCGUUCAAAAUCAGAAGAAUUUGACGAAUCUUCAUCUGAUCGUUCAUUGCCAGAACUUUGUUCACUUCUUUAUUUGGAAACGCUUUUUAAAAGAGGACAUUUAAUAUUAAGAAUGUUGGAUAAAAGAUUACCUAAAGAACAAUUUAUUAAAGUUUUUCUUUUUCUUUAA
Molecule: messenger RNA, 1370 nt
Organism: Meloidogyne enterolobii
Lineage: Eukaryota; Metazoa; Nematoda; Chromadorea; Rhabditida; Meloidogynidae
Source: the annotation of a GenBank genome assembly